Messenger RNA from Cladophialophora bantiana CBS 173.52, 1437 nucleotides. RefSeq lists its product as uncharacterized. The record is from RefSeq and is a predicted model, not a curated record. Gene Ontology annotation, biological process: protein dephosphorylation. Gene Ontology annotation, cellular component: nucleus. The transcript is spliced from 3 exons. Lineage: Eukaryota; Fungi; Ascomycota; Eurotiomycetes; Chaetothyriales; Herpotrichiellaceae. The coding region runs from base 1 to 1437 and encodes 478 amino acids. Gene Ontology annotation, molecular function: protein tyrosine/serine/threonine phosphatase activity.
AUGGACUUUCCAACCCUGCCGAGCAAGGUCCCAGGGUACAACCUGUACAUUGAUGGAUUCCAAGCCUUGCGUCGCCCGAAAAUCCUCCAGGGCUCCAACAUCACUCAUGUUGUUUCGGUCUUGGACUGGAAGUUUUCAAACGACUGGGCCUCGCUUCGCGGUUUCCAACACUUGCAUAUCCCAUUAGACGAUGUCUACGAUUCCAACAUUCUGUCCCAUUUUCCGCGGAGCAAUGCCUUCAUUCAUCAAGGGUUGAAGUACUCGGGCUCCAAUCAGUUUGGCACCUCUGGCGCUUCCCUCAAAGAUGGCACCAUCAACCCGAUUCCGGGCGGGGUUCUUGUGCACUGUGCAAUGGGCGUCUCCCGCUCUGCGACAAUCGUCAUAGCCUAUCUCCUGUGGCACUCUCGCCAACAAGCAAACAUCUUCAAUACUGAAUCUCAGAGGACCUCCACAGCGCAUGCUUCCGCGCCGCCUCCAUCGUCGUCGACGACAUCACCACCGGAAAUGGUGUCACUACCACUUACACCGCUAACACUGGACUCCGCCCUUGCCUUGGUCCGCGAAUGUCGGCCGCAGGUUGAACCCAAUUCAGGGUUCAUCAAGCAACUCCGCAUGUUCGAAGCCAUGGGCUGCCCGACAACACAGGAGCAACUAGAAAGCCACAAGAUUUAUCGACGGUGGAUGAACUCACGGAACGUGCUGGACGCAUUGAGCGAAAAUCGGGCGCCGGAGAUGGACCAUAUCAGUUUUCGGGACGAGGAAGAUGACGACAACAACAACGCAGACGGCAUCCAAAGUUCGUCUUCAGGAACGGGAAAACCCGACGGGAGCGACCUUCUCAACGAAAGGGUCCAGAGUCUCACCCUACUCGACCCAGACAACGACGAGCCGACCGAGAUCUUGAACCCAGACAUAACUCUGUCGUCACCUUCCCCAGCGCCUCCUCUCCCCGCCGACGUCGAAAUCAAAUGCCGCAAAUGCAGACGCCUGCUCGCCAAAUCCGACUUCGUCCUACCUCACAAGCCUCCUCCGCACCGCGACCCCUCAGCAGCAACCACUGGCGGGGACCCGUGCGCACAUAUCUUUCUCCACCCCCUAUCGUGGAUGAGGCCGGUCCUGUCAGAGGGACAGUUGGACGGCCGACUCACAUGUCCGACACAGUGGUGCGGAGCCAACAUCGGCAAGUUUGCGUGGCAGGGGUUACGCUGCAGUUGUGGAGGGUGGGUGACGCCGGGGUUCGGUCUGGCAAAGGGCAAAGUGGACGAGGUGCGAGUUCGUGCGGAAAAUUCAUCCAGAAGAGGAGGAGCGGGACAAGGACAAGGACCAGCAGCUUUGGUUGGGCCUGGACAUGGAGCCGGGGAUGGUAAGAAAGCGGUCUUCAACGGCGCGGUGAGAUAUCCCCCUGGGAUGAGGAAAGCAGGGAAUGGCAACUUGUGA